This is a messenger RNA of Oppia nitens, 1237 nucleotides long. RefSeq names its product protein SCO1 homolog, mitochondrial-like (gene Scox). The record is from RefSeq and is a predicted model, not a curated record. Gene Ontology annotation, cellular component: mitochondrial inner membrane. Gene Ontology annotation, biological process: intracellular copper ion homeostasis; mitochondrial respiratory chain complex IV assembly. The transcript is spliced from 2 exons. Gene Ontology annotation, molecular function: copper ion binding; copper chaperone activity. The coding region runs from base 153 to 1076 and encodes 307 amino acids. Lineage: Eukaryota; Metazoa; Arthropoda; Arachnida; Sarcoptiformes; Oppiidae.
CUAAAUAUUGCCAAUAAUACAAACACGUGAUUAACAUUUGUUUAGUUUUGUUUUGGUUUUGGGUGUAAACACUGUGUGUUAAGUCACCGGCAAAUUGACCGGUAAUUUCAUUGUCACCCACCCGACGGUAGCCGUAGCGGACAGUCAGUCAGAUGUCUUUGUGUAUAAAGUUUACCAACCGAUUGGUCAUUAGAUACCAGUGGCGGCGGUUGUGGUGUCAGUACAACAACAGCGGUGUCCACUUAUCGGCCGCCGCGAGAUCUGUUCAUCAGUUGUCACAAUUCAAGACACCGGCGACGGCGGCGGCGGCGGCGAUAUGUUGUCGACGACAUCACUGGAGGACAACACGGCAACCAUCACUAGUUGUUAUGAAGACAUUUAAUCGGUCGGUAAAGACUGGACAACCAGACGAUGGCAAACGAAAUCUAUUCAGUUGGAAGUCAUUCCUGAUAUCUGGCGGACUGUUUGCCGUAUUUAUGGCCGCAUUCUUACAGUUCAAACAGGAAAAGAUGCAAAAACUAGAGAAGGAUCGGAAACGAUCGCUCGGUCGGGCAUCGAUUGGCGGUCAAUUUGAACUCAUCGACCAAAAUGGCCGCCCGUUUCAAUCCAAAGACCUGUUGGGCAAAUGGUAUUUACUGUACUUUGGUUUUACUCAUUGUCCCGAUGUAUGUCCCGAUGAAAUCGAAAAAAUGGUCGAAGCGGUGAAAAAAGUCCGACAAAUGUCCGGUAUGGACGACAUCCGUAUGGUAUUUAUUACUGUCGACCCGGAACGGGAUACGCCCGAAGCCGUCAAAGGUUAUCUGAAAGAGUUUUCCGACGAGAUUAUCGGUUUGACCGGUAGUAAGGAUCAGAUAGAGGCGGCCACUCGGGCCUAUCGGGUGUAUUAUUCGGCCGGACCUCGCGAUCACGAAGAUGACUAUAUUGUCGACCAUACGAUUAUCAUGUAUUUGGUUAAUCCGAAAGGAGAGUUUGUCGACUAUUAUGGUCAGACAAAAACGGCCGACGAUGUCUGUACGGGUUUGGCCUUAAAUCAGCUAAAGUACCGAAAAGCUAACAAAAAGUUUGGUAUAUUUUGAUCAAUCAAUCAAUCAAUUAGUCAGUCAAACAAACCGACCGAUUGAUCAAUCAUUUAGUUCUUAAUUAGUUACCAAUCAUUUAGUUAGUAAUUAUUAAUUAAUUACCGAAUAAAUCAAUCAAAUUAAGUCACUUUUAUAUAUAUAUAAUUCAUCAAUGAUUU